Gloeophyllum trabeum ATCC 11539 is the source of this 1599-nucleotide messenger RNA. RefSeq lists its product as uncharacterized. Lineage: Eukaryota; Fungi; Basidiomycota; Agaricomycetes; Gloeophyllales; Gloeophyllaceae. The record is from RefSeq and is a predicted model, not a curated record. Bases 1 to 1599 code for a protein of 532 amino acids. The transcript has 2 exons.
AUGCACGCCGCACUAGCGAUCGACGAAAUCCUCUCCAAAAUCAUAGCGUUUACAUUAAGGCGCAAGUCCGUCCAAGACGACGCGGCGUCCCUCGACGCGUCAUCCCGACACGGUCUGUUACAAGUGGCUCUGGUCUGCAAGGCCUUCUGGGAGCCGGCUAUGUCUAUGCUCUGGCGAACUCUGGACUCGCUUGAACCCUUACUUCUUCUGGUCCCUGGCCUCCAGAUCCACGAUGAUUCUUGUGUUUUGGAUCAAGAUCUGGUUAUUGAGGACAUUUCGACUCUCCGGAAGUACGCACGACAUGUACGGACAGUCGCCCUCAAGCGCAAUAUAACGGUGCCUACUCCGAUACUGGCGAAGAUUCGCGUGGCCACGGGGGCAGAAUCUCUCUUACCUCGUCUCAGGGUCUUAUAUUGCGUCAAAGAGGGAUUCUCGCAUGAAAUAUCUCUCUGCCUCUCGUCCACCGUGGAGCAACUCACUGUCAUUCUCUCCAAGGAUUCUCGUGAGGGUACCGACCGGGAAGCGUUGGCCGCGUUCCUCAGUGGCCUGCUGUCCAUGAAAGAUCCAGAGGCCAGACUGACUCUGCUACAUAUAACCGGGCGCUUAUUGGAAGGAACUAUGAAGAUGGUGUCGGCCUUCCCGAAACUACGAGAGGUUGGUUUAUCGCUUCACAGCUCGACUGAUCCGGAUUCUUCAAAUUCUGGGGGCGUUGGCAAGAGUCUCCUUCCGGCUCUAUCGCAAAUGGAAUACCUUACACGUCUGGACCUGGAUGUAGCCGGAUCCGACCCCUUCGUCUUACCGCUCGCCUUGCCCUCUCUGCAACAUCUUCGACUAAUCGGGCUCUGCUCGGUGAUAUUGAGCGCUUUGCAUGGUUCCUCCUUGCCUAGCCUGGUCGAGUUGAACAUCGUGGUCCUUCGCCAGCAAUCCGGCUCGCUAGACGGUAUACUGUCCUCUCGGAUCUCCUACUUCAACCUUCGGAUCCUUGUCAUACGUCUGGUAGGAUCGCAGACCGACAGCCCUCUCCGCGGGCGAGAUCUACUUGCACCACUCCUCCGCCUGCGGGCGCUCCAAGUAUUUCGCCUUAACUCGAGGAACAUACGCGUCGACCUCGACAACGAAGACAUGGCGCUCAUCGCCAAAGCCUGGCCGGAGCUCUUCCUCCUAAACAUAUUCACGCCCUUGCCAACGGAUUGCAAGGCUCCAAACCUUCUGGGGCUGAUACCGUUCGCUGAGCACUGUCCUCACCUUAGCUAUCUAACGGUGCCCGUCAACGCUAACUGCGCACUCCCGUCUCAGCCCCCGGUUUUCCUCCAUGAGCUGCGGCACAUCGAUCUCAUGGAUUCGCCAGUGACGGUUGCGCCGCACGUGGUAGCCAGGUUUCUACACUGCCUUUUCCCAAUGUGUGCGGGGCCGCGUCCGAGUGGACACAAGUACCGCUACCCUUGGCCCCGGGUUUACUGGUUUCUGGGAAUGAUACAUACUAUCCUGACGGACAACAGUCGGAGGAUAAAGGUGUCAUUGGCUGCGCGGACCCUCAGCGGCUCCGUGGACGAUGCGGUCGAUGACCAUGAACCAUCUCACCACGUAUCUGGCCUUUGA